Molecule: messenger RNA, 1146 nt
Organism: Helianthus annuus (common sunflower)
Lineage: Eukaryota; Viridiplantae; Streptophyta; Magnoliopsida; Asterales; Asteraceae
Product: ATP-dependent DNA helicase PIF4-like
Exons: 1
Coding region: 1-1146 (381 amino acids)
Biological process (GO): DNA repair; telomere maintenance
Molecular function (GO): DNA helicase activity
Source: RefSeq, a predicted model, not a curated record
AUGAGUGAUGACAUAAUUCUCAAUCUAAGGCAAGUUGCAGGAACAUCAAACGUACAUUUUUGUGGUCCAAAUUUGCAACAAUACGUACUCUAUGAGAUAGAAAUGCUUCUUAAUUCAAACACAAGCUCCCGCUCCCUCGCGGAGUUUGGGCUUCCCAUGCCUCCUGACACCAUGGUCGCAGCCCUUAGAAACCGAUUGCUUAUGGAAGAAAGGUGUUAUGAUCUUGAGGCACUAGCUGCCCAGAAUAUUAUUAUGUUACGUGGUUUAAAUGAUCGGCAGCGAAAAAUAUAUGACAAGGUUCUUAAAUCUGUCAAUGACAAAGUACAAGUGCUUUUAUUUGUAUAUGGCCAUGGUGGUACAGGUAAAACGUAUUUGUGGACUGCUAUUAUUGCUGCUCUUAGAUCGACUGGAAAGAUUGUUUUGGCAGUAGCGGCAUCUGGAAUUGCAUCACUAUUAUUGCCAUCAGGAAGAACAGCCCACUCUCGAUUCAAAAUCCUGCUAGAUUUAACUGAUGACUCUCUGUGCAACAUAAAAAAACACACGCAACUUGCGCAACUACUCUUAGAAACAUCCCUUAUAAUUUGGGAUGAGGCACCAAUGAGCGAUCGCCGGUGCUUCGAAUCUUUGGAUAAAAGUCUCAGAGAUGUUCUUGGAAACCAAGAUAAACCAUUUGGCGGAAAAUCUGUUCUAUUAGGAGGAGACUUCAGACAAACACUUCCAGUCAAACCAAAGGCUUCAAAAGCAGAAAUCAUAGCAUCAUCACUACCAAAGUCUUAUUUGUGGGACAAAUUUAGCAUUCACAUGUUGACAGAGAAUAUGCGCUUGUCGCAAUCCAAUGCAACUGUCACUGAAAAAGAAGCUAUAACAUCCUUCUCCAAUUGGAUACUUGAUGUUGGGGAUGGCAAGAUAGGUGCAGUUGAUGAAGAAUCACCAUCCGAAUCAAAAUUCAUUGACAUACCUGCGCAAUAUCUUAUCCAAUCUGGAGAGAAUGGGCUGCGAGAGUUAAUAAGGUUCGUCUACGAUGAUAACCUGCUCAAAUUUCCUACAUCAAUUACUUUGUCCGAAAGAGCCAUAGCAUGCCCGAGAAAUGACACUGCUGAUCAGAUAAAUGACAUGAUACUCGCGUCUUCCCCCGGAGAAUGCUAA